Molecule: messenger RNA, 949 nt
Organism: Candidula unifasciata
Lineage: Eukaryota; Metazoa; Mollusca; Gastropoda; Stylommatophora; Geomitridae
Source: the annotation of a GenBank genome assembly
AUGGCCAUCAAGUCAAGUCAUGCACGUAACCUAGGCAAACGACCACUCAAAAUUGUGGAUAGCCCAAAGCCUAGGAGCGGUUCCAAGGCCAAGGCCCCGGCGAGAUCGAGUGCUGGAUCCAAGAUGAAAGCCAAGGGGCCUGGCAGCGCCAAGGAAGACUCCACGCUCAGCAACCACAAGACUGCAAGCACCAGCACGGUAGAUCCAAACGACGCCGGGGCCAAACCAACAGAAAAUGGCGGGGAUGAGCAUAGUGAAGACACCAGUAAUAGUCCCGUCGAUCAGUUACAGGCCAACCAGGAGAAGCUACUCCAGGUUCUUUCUGGAAAUUUGGAAGAUUUACCCCCGCUCAGUUCCAAAAUCGUCAGAAUAUUUACCAGCUCCACAUUUACUGACACAACCUUGGAGCGGAACAACCUGAUGGAGAAAGUGUACCCAAGACUCAAGGAUUACUGCAGGGAGAAACACGGUCUGGAGUUCCAGGUUGUGGACAUGCGAUGGGGAGUUCGAGACGAGGCGACGGAUGAUCACAUGACCACCAAUCUGUGUAUGCAGGAGAUUGAAAACUGUCAGCGAGUCUCCAUGGGUCCCAACUUCAUCGUGUUCUUGGGCCAAAAAUACGGGUACCGGCCGAUACCCGCGGAGAUUCUGGCUUCUGAGUUUGAACUUCUGAGGGACUGCACCAAACAACACCCUGAUGAGAUUAAACUGCUGGACGAUUGGUUCAAGAGAGAUGACAAUUUCGUCCCCGCUGUCUAUGUUCUCCAGCCGAUUAGUUCCAUUUUUACAAACUUCAACAACAAGCGUCACCAGCGGUUAAUGGAGAUCGACCAGGCAGCCUGGUGGGACACAAUGGGCAAGCUGACCAAGAUUAUCCGAAAAGCAGCUCAGGUUCUACUGAUUACCAAGAAAAUAGACAGAGAACAGAUGCAUAACUUUUUCAUGUCAG